GGGAUGGACGUGCCUGGAAUAUCCAGUGACGCGACUUAUCACUUCACUCAAGAACUGCUCUCCAGGCACGUGCAGCCGCAGUGACAACCGUUGAGGAAUUCCAAAUGGAGCUGCGUUUUGUUCACUCAUCUCCUUGUUCUCGGAAGGAACAAUUCGACCCGCGGGCAAAGGAGUUUGCCCAAGUAGUAUUGAUCUUGAAUGAUUGUUGCGAAUGAAAGAUGUCUCGUGUGAACGACAAUAUUCCUACCAAGCUUGCCCUGGAGCGGUCAGCAAAUGACGACGCACUGAAGACUGGCAAUGCGACCGUGACCUCUUCCACACCGGAUGAUGCGACAGCUAGCAAAGAUGCUACACCACCCAUCGAUGAGUAUGCUGGUCCCUGGACUGGAUGGGCUGAACUAGAGAAUGACCCUGUUAUCUUCACUACCCUGCUGCGGGAAUGGGGAGUGCCGAGCAUCCAAGUGAACGAAGUAGUGCCUCUUGAUAGCAUCUUUGAUCAUGACCCGGACGAAAUCUUUGGUCUGAUCUUUCUCUCGCGAUGGGUGCCACAGGAAUCAGAAAAUGAGAUUACAGAGGCACCAAAGGGUGUAUGGUUUGCAAACCAGACGUCAUCGUUCUCCUGCGCGACUGUCUCACUGAUGAACAUCGUCAACAAUCAUCCAAACAUUGAUCUGGGUAGCUCAUUGAAUGAUUUCCGUACAAAGACCAUGAGCAUGACUCCCAAAGAGCGUGGCCUUGCAUUGGACGCAUUUGAUCAUGUCCGGGAAGUUCACAAUUCUUUCGCAACUGAUAUUGACAAGAUGAACGUCGAUCUGCGAUUAAAACAAGACUUCACUGCGGCAGAGAAGAAGAAAAAGGAGCAGUCAAAACGUCCUCGCAAAAGGCGCAAGCAGAUGCAGGAUUUUGACGACGAAGAGAACGGAUUUCAUUUCGUGGCAUACGUUCCUGUUGAAGGAGUUGUCUGGAAGAUGGACGGUAUGGAAGUGUUUCCCCGCCAGGUCGGUCCCCUCUCAGAGAGCGACAGCUGGGUUGCCAUGGUGCUGCCUGAACUUCAGGCUCAAUGGGAAUCGGCCAGCACCAAUGACCUGGAGUUUUCCUUGCUAUCAUUGACAAAGAUGAAGGACGCAUCGAGUAUGGGGCAGGAUCAGCAGAAGAUGGACCGAUUGAGAGAGGACUGGGGACCCUUUUUCGCUCAAAUCAUCAGAACACAUGCAGAAAAGGGGACGUUGAAAGACUUGCUGGGUUGAGAUGAGGGGCGUUGAGGAGCAGACUGUCACUUAGCCUCUAUCGUGCCUCGUUGAUAGACUUUUACGAACUCGG
This is a messenger RNA of Exophiala oligosperma, 1320 nucleotides long. RefSeq lists its product as uncharacterized. The transcript has 4 exons. Gene Ontology annotation, biological process: ubiquitin-dependent protein catabolic process; protein deubiquitination. Gene Ontology annotation, cellular component: cytoplasm. NCBI's taxonomy places the organism in Eukaryota, Fungi, Ascomycota, Eurotiomycetes, Chaetothyriales, Herpotrichiellaceae. The coding region runs from base 219 to 1247 and encodes 342 amino acids. The record is from RefSeq and is a predicted model, not a curated record. Gene Ontology annotation, molecular function: cysteine-type deubiquitinase activity.